Suillus plorans is the source of this 2331-nucleotide messenger RNA. Its product is annotated as ADC synthase. Gene Ontology annotation, biological process: L-tryptophan biosynthetic process. NCBI's taxonomy places the organism in Eukaryota, Fungi, Basidiomycota, Agaricomycetes, Boletales, Suillaceae. The transcript has 3 exons. The coding region runs from base 1 to 2331 and encodes 776 amino acids. The record is from RefSeq and is a predicted model, not a curated record.
AUGAGUCCUGAACCCCCAAGGAUUUUGCUGGUCGACUCAUAUGACUCUUUCACGUACAACUUAGCAGCCUUGUGUCGGAAGACUAUCCCAAAUUGCUACGUGCACAUCAUCAAGAAUGAUGACAUAGAACUUAAAGAUCUAUCAUCAUAUCUGCCCUAUUUCUCUGGUGUCAUCGUCGGCCCCGGCCCAGGAUCUCCAGAUAUUCCAGAGGACAUUGGUCUCGUCAAAGACCUAUGGAAGAUUGACGACGCACAUCUUUUGCCAGUUUUCGGCGUUUGCCUCGGCCUUCAGAGUUUAGCUCUUGAAAACGGGGCCAAAUUACGCAGGCUCUCUGUCGUCAAGCAUGGUCAUGUGUCUGCUGUCGAGCAUAAUGGCACAGAUAUAUUCAAGGGCGUCGGCCCCGUGGAUGCCGUUCGUUACCACUCCCUCCACGUCGAGCUGAGUGGUGCGAAGGAUAUUGAAGAACUUGCAUCCACACAUGAUGAGGGGAAUGGGAGGGUAGUAAUGGCCCUUAGACAUCGCACUCGACCCUUCUGGGCUGUUCAGUAUCAUCCUGAAUCAGUUCUCACGCGGGGUGGAGGUAUUGAAGUCAUGUUAAACUUUUGGCGUUUAGCGCGGACUUGGACUUUUUCUCGUGGGCGAGUCACACGCCCAUGGGAUCAGAAAGCAGAUGCAAUCUUUGGCGUUCCGUGGCCAUACGUCCGCCCAUUGCCAAGCGCCCCUCGUGUCAAUACGCCACUAUCCGCUUCUACGAUAAGAUUGAGCAUCCCGGGUCUGUCUGCUCCUGACAUAUGUGAGGUCUUGGGCGUCGACGAUGACUCGUCUCCCUUCGUUAUGCUAGAGUCUGCUGCACACCCAGGCCGCUUCACUAUCAUCGGCUGUUUGACUUCGACGUCCCUCCGAGUCACAUACACCAUUGGAAAUAGUUUCGUUCAUUUGGCAAAUGGGGAGUCGUGCGAUCAAAUAGAUCUGGGAUCUCACGACGUGUGGUCCUGGCUUACCUCUUUCAUGAACAAGCGGAAGGUCUCUGGCGGUUCUUCGGAAAUACCAUUCUGGGGUGGCCUCAUUGGCUAUCUGAGCUACGAACUCGGUACCGACUCUCUCAGAGUAUCAGCAGAUCGGGUAUCUAGCCAGACACGACACCCUGAUGUCAACCUCGUGUUCGUAGAGCGCAGCAUAAUUCUCGACUCAACUUCUGGACACAUUUAUGUCCAAUCUAUCACAGAAGACGACAACGAAUGGCUGACGGAAAUGGCCGAACAGCUUCACUCUGCCGCCCGUAAUUAUUCAACAUAUUCUUCGUAUAAUACUACGUCUUAUUCAACCAAGGCGCGGCCAAAUACGUCUACUGUCAUUUUACCAGACCGGGACCUCUAUAGAUCCCGCAUUAAUCUUGCGAAAGAGCAUCUCUUCGCCGGAGAAUCCUAUGAGCUGUGUCUUACAGCUAAUACUCACAUCACUUUGAACGACCCGUUGGCACCCAAGGCUUCAUCGACAUACUCCCCAUCCUGGCAGCGUUAUAAACAUCUUCGCGAGCUCAACCCCGCCCCUCACGCUGCGUACCUUCGAUUGCAUCCCACAACCUUACUAGCCUCGUCACCAGAACGGUUCCUCUCAUAUACUCGUCCACCUGGAACUACGUAUAAACUAUGUCCCGUCAAGGGCACCUUACGCAAGGGCCCUCAUAUCACCCGUGCUGUUGCUGAGCAAGCGCUCAGGGGCAGCCAGAAGGAGGUUGCCGAAAACCUCAUGAUUGUCGAUCUUAUUCGGCAUGAUAUGCAUGGAGCUGUUGGGGAGAAUGUAGAAGUCAAACAAUUCUGCACUGUGGAGGAGUGCAAGACGGUGUGGCAGCUUGUUAGCGUCAUCGAAGGCCAGUCAGCAGAAGGUGCCGAUAAAACUGCCAGCCACUAUGCUAAUGGCGCACUGGGGUGGGAGGUUCUCAGACGCAGCUUACCCCCGGGUAUGUCUUGUAGCAUGACUGGAGCCCCGAAGAAGCGCAGUGUUGAGAUCCUACAAACACUGGAAGACGAGGAACGCAAUGUUUAUUCUGGUGUCUUUGGUUACUGGUGCGCUGGAGGUGGUGGAGACUGGUCUGUUACCAUCCGAAGUUGCUUCAAAUACGAUGAUCGAUACGAAUGCGAUGCUCAUUCGUGGACGGAAUUCAAUAAUCCCGAUUUCUACCCUGGCGUUCACGAGCCAGAGCAAUGGGUGAUUGGCGCUGGAGGAGCCAUCACUGCGCUGUCCGAUCCUGAUGCAGAGUGGGAUGAGAUGUUGGCAAAACUUCAGUCGGUCCUGCGCGUUUUUGGCGCGGCUGUUCCUCGUGGGCAUUAG